This is a messenger RNA of Pyrenophora tritici-repentis Pt-1C-BFP, 804 nucleotides long. RefSeq names its product Peroxidase-2 domain containing protein. The record is from RefSeq and is a predicted model, not a curated record. Gene Ontology annotation, molecular function: peroxidase activity. NCBI's taxonomy places the organism in Eukaryota, Fungi, Ascomycota, Dothideomycetes, Pleosporales, Pleosporaceae.
AUGAAGCUCACUACCUUUCUCACAGUGUCGAUGGCGACACUCGCCUCAGCUAGACCAUACCUCAGUUCCGAUUCCUCCAAUUCACAUAUUUGGGCGCCUGCCAUACCAGGCCAAGUCCGUGGUCCGUGUCCCAUGCUCAACACCCUAGCAAACCACGGCUACAUCCCCCGCGACGGCCGCAACAUGACAAAAUAUAACGUCGUCUCCGGCCUGGUAAACGGCAUAAACUUCGAGCCUGUACUAGCCGGCAUCCUCUGGCAAGAAGGCCUCGUCGUAAACCCCGACCCAAAUGCUGUAUCCUUCACUUUGGAUCAACUUAAUGCGCACAACGUGCUCGAGCACGAUGCCAGUAUGUCGCGCGCAGAUGCGGCUUUGGGAAACAACCAUGUCUUCAACGAAACUGUCUUUCAGAGCUCAAGACGACACUGGACGGCUGAGACGGUUACGGUUGAUAUGAUGGCGGACACCACGAUUACACGUCAGAAGGAUAGUCAUUUAACGAAUGGGAACUGCGAUUUAUCGGCUGCGAGGGUAAAUUCCUGUAUUGGACAGGCCGGUAUACCGAUUACUGUGUUUGGAAGUAUUGAACAGGCUACGGUUAGGCGCUCAGUUAUCGAGUUUUGGUUUAGGAAUGAAAAGUUUCCGACGGAGCUUGGCUGGUUCAAGAAGACGGAUCAGAUUACUCUCUCAAAAGUCCAGCGCAUCGCUGGUCUGGUUCAAAAUGCAGCGGACCGUUUACAGGCUGGUGAUGCGAAUAAGAAACGUCGCAGUGGGACGCGAGAUUUGCAUGGUGGUUUGUUUUAA